Molecule: messenger RNA, 822 nt
Organism: Rhopilema esculentum
Lineage: Eukaryota; Metazoa; Cnidaria; Scyphozoa; Rhizostomeae; Rhizostomatidae
Source: RefSeq, a predicted model, not a curated record
AUGAAUACCGAGAAGGCAGCAACAGAUCCAUUCAGAAAGAACAACUACUUUGAAAUAAACCCUCAGUAUGCUGAUGACAUCACAUGGGCAUCUACUGCGAAACAUCAAAUAGAUCAUAUUAAAGAAACCAUACCUGGUAAACUUGAAAAAAGAAACUUGCGAAUAAAUGAAUCAAAAACGGAAGAAGAUAACAUCGAGCAAAAGGGAGAUGAAGCAUGGAAAGAAUGUAAAGUUCUUGGAAGUCUACUCGGUACAGAAAAAGACAUCAACAGAAGAAAGAUAUUAGCAAUUGAUGCCUACAAAAAGCUCAACAGCAUUUUCAGCAGCAAGAAAAACUCCAUCAAGAUCAAGCUGAGAACUUUUAAUGCCUAUGUAGCAAGUGUAUUUUUGUAUAAUAGCGAACUGUGGACACUAACGACGAAGCUAGAAAACACCAUCGACACUUUCCAACGUAGACACCUAAGAAAGAUCCUAGGAAUUAACUGGCAAAGAAAUAUUACCAAAAACGAGCUCUAUGUCAGAACGAAAUGUGAACCAUGGAGUGAAAUAAUAAAAGAAAGGAGACUAAAAUGGCUAGGACAUCUCAUGCGCUUGCAUCCAGAAGCACCAGCAUGGAAAACCCUUGAAGAAUAUCUCGGGAAAGUAAAACGGCCACAAGGAAGACCAAAGACGACCUGGAUGCAGACAGUAAGGCAAGAUCUGGCCAGCAUCGGAAUUCAACUGGAUCUCUCAAAAGAAGCACAAACAUUGAAUAGAUUAUCUGAACUGACACAGGACAGAAAGAACUGGCGUGGCAUUGUGAGACGCGUCGUGCAGUAUUAA